Cyclopterus lumpus (lumpfish) is the source of this 6281-nucleotide messenger RNA. Its product is annotated as neurofilament heavy polypeptide-like. The transcript has 10 exons. NCBI's taxonomy places the organism in Eukaryota, Metazoa, Chordata, Actinopteri, Perciformes, Cyclopteridae. The coding region runs from base 1 to 5181 and encodes 1726 amino acids. The record is from RefSeq and is a predicted model, not a curated record.
AUGAAGUUCCCUGUGGACCUCCUUGCUAACGUCAGCCAGGCAGAGCUGGAACGGUUGUCCCACAACUACAUGAACAACCUCCUCUACAGCAACCCCGAUUGCCCCGACCACCUCGCCCUCUCCGACUUCACCCAGGUCACCAUAGACAUUUCCAGCGUGGGCUUCGUCCCUCUCUAUGGAUGCGGCGGCGAACAGAAGAUCCUGGCCCUCUUCUCACCCAGCGACCCGUUCAUCGCUGUGGCCCUGUACCUGAUGGACCGCUGGUGGGCGGUGGACGACAUUCUUAAGACGGCAGACCCAACUCGAGGUGGAGCUGUGGAGGUGAAGACAAUGGGAGAGAAAAUUGUUUUAUACAUCCUCAACCGCGUCGUCUAUCGAGCCAAGGAGAUGAGCCCAGAGGAGCUCCCCUUCCUCUGCCAUGGUGAAAAAGAUCACGCAAAAAUCCUCUGGAAUGAUGGAGAGGCUGCCGGCUUCUACUCAGUCAAACCUGCAGGCAGCUUUUGUAGCUCUUUUUCAACCAGAAGCUAUCAGCUCCCUGUGAUGGACUCCAUCUUUGUUCGGAGAUGUCAGCGUGGAAAAGGCUUUGGCCUCCAGAUGCUGGAGGACUUCGUGCUCAGUUUCCAAGAGGACUGUCUGGGGUUGAGGUACCCCAUAUCAAAGUUCAUGUAUAAAGUGUGUGAGAAAUACCUGUGUCAGUACCCAGGAGAUACAGACCUGCUUUGGGAGGUGCAGAGCAUAGGCGGUCCCAAACAGAGGACCAACAUCGCCAGAAAGAUCCAGGCCAUGGACCAGAGUGCAGUAUCCAGGAGUCUGACAUUCACAGAGGAAGCACUCGUAAUCACUGAAAGGACUCAAAAGGACGUGGUGAUUACCACUCAAAUAAAGACAGCUGGCUCUAUGGAGUGCACGGUUGAAAUUGUGGAGGAAGUGACGGUGCUGAGCGUUAGCAAAGUUUCAGAUGCCGCUGUGCCCCUCACAGCACGGGGUGGGAGUAGCGGCUCAAAACGAAGGAAGAUGGGAGAAAAGAUUGGAGAGGACAAGUCAGAAAAAGUCAUCAGAAUUGAGGAUAUUGAAGCAGAAUCCCCCAGCGAGGAUCAAGUUUCUGCACGACAGAAGACAGAACUGCACAUCUCUGAAUUGGUGAAGACUGAGGGUAUGUCCAGUGUGGCUCCUGAAGAGCAAGGAGAGAUUAUGGUUGAUACUGCACCUGAUGAUGCAGCUAAGAUGUUGGACCACCCUAACACCAUCCUAGCCCAUCAAGACCUAGAAGAAGCUGAUGUUACAUUAGCACCUACGACUGAGGAGCCACAACUAGGAGAUGAUGCCCCACAGAAUCUCAACAGCGUCUCCUGUGACUCACAGAUAACAGUUGAGAAUGUGGCAUCUGAAAUUGAGGAAGACACUGCAGCGCUGGCAGUCUCUAAGGAACAAGAGCCAAGUCUGUCAACAUGUGUAACAUCAGAGAAUGGUGAAGCUGGAAAAACGGGAAGAGCCAAUGUAGAGGCUGUAACAACUGUACAGAGUACAACCCCCAGAUGGAGAUCUACGCUUCCGGAUACAGCAGCGACUGCUGUACCAAAGGAAAAUGAGGAUGAAAUAGUAACUGAUCCAUCUGAGAAUGAACAAAAUGGUGAGGAGGUAGAAACAUCAGUGAUACAGAAUAAAACAGAUGUCCCUGACAAUGAGAUUGAUGAGCCCCCUGCAGAAGCUGCUGGUGAAGAGAAAGCAGAUGAACAAGCAGCAUACAAACAGGUGGAAGAACACCACCAAGUGGCAAAUGAUGCAGUCACAGUAACGGUUACAAUGGAAGAGGAACAGUGUGCCAUUUCUGAGAUGUGUGCAGAUAGAGAAGCAGACACUCCAGGAGGAGAUGAUGCUGAAGGGGACCUUCCAGUAGCUGAGGAAGAGGCACCAGUUGUUGAAACUAGAGCUCUGAGACGUAAAACAAAAACAAGCACAGCUACACCGAGACGCAAAACAACAAGGAGCAGAGAGCAGGUGGAUGCACAAGAAGCAGAGCAAAAAGAUGCAGUGGAGGUCAUAACAGGGCUGGAAUCAGUUCCACCAACAGAAGUGGACGAGAGGAAAGCCCCAGAGGAGGAUGAAAUAGAGGUGGAGAAUGAGGAUCUUGUUACUGCAGAGGUGGAGUCUGAGGAAGGAACAAUGACGAUGACUGUAGAGGAAGAGGACACAGCUGGAGUGACAGCUGCUGCAGAUGAGUUGGUACAAGAAGAGACAGACGCACCAUUACCUUCACCGCCCACCGACUCAGCUGUACUUCCACCUGUCGAAGAAGAGGCAACACCUUCAGCUGAGGAGCAACAGAGUGAGGACAUGGCAACCCAGCUUUCUGAUCUCCGUAGAAUGUCAGUGGUUUUAGUGGACCUGCAAAAAGCCCAUCACGACGUCCAGGAUGAAGCAGCAGCUACAGAGGAGGGUCUUCCUGUACGAAAGACUGCUGCUGAGGCAGAAGAGGAAGCAGCCAAAAUACAAGAUCCUGGGGAGGGGAGAGAUGAGGAGACAGCUAAAGAAGAGGAGGCUACAAGGGGUAAUGUUGAGGAGCAAAAACUUAUAGUUACUGAAACCAGAACACCAAGAAGUGGAAAGCAAGCAGUCGAAGCCACACCAAGAACCAGAGGCAGACCUCGAAAAGGUAAAGUAAGGAAGGAGGCAGCAUCAGUAAUUCAGGCAGAGGAACCAGCGGUUCAUGUCAGGGUUUUGAGGACUGGAAGGAAAUCUGUCCCUAUCACACAGAGAAGUACAACAAAAAAAACCUGCAAGCAACUCCAGGAAGAAGAGGAGGGAGGAGCGGAAUCAACAGCAGUGGAGGCGAGAGAAGAAGAGGAAGAACAGCAGAUGACUAAUCAAGAGAAGGAAGAGAGACUUGAAGAAAGGGAUGCAACUGAACAAGUAGAAAACAUAGAAGCAGAAAUGGCCCUAGAGAAAGAGGAUAUAGUGGCAGAGCAAGGACAAGAUGCAAUGGAAGAUCAAUCGGAGGGUAAAUCCCAAACAUCUGCAGAAAGGCAGGUAGAGGCCUCAAGUGAAGAAUAUGAUGAAGGAAACUCAUCUUUGGGGGCUGAGGAAGUGGAACUACCAUCAGUUGCUGCAACUAGAUCUCUGAGAAGUGGUGGCAAGAUGUCCAAAGCUCCACCAAAAACCAGGUCAAGACCAAGCAAAACUGAGUCAGACGAAGAGGUAGAGGAACUGGAACCUCCAGUAGUAAGAAUAAUUCCUAAAAGAGGAAGGAAGUCUGUUCGUAGAAGCCACAAACAACUCCAGAAAACUGAAGAGGGACCAGAGGAAUCGGUUGAGGAAGCAGAGGUACAGGAAGAAGCUGCAGGGCCGGGUUUAGCCGAAGAUCCACCAACAGAAGUGGACGAGAGGAAAGCCCCAGAGGAGGAUGAAAUAGAGGUGGAGAAUGAGGAUCUUGUUACUGCAGAGGUGGAGUCUGAGGAAGGAACAAUGACGAUGACUGUAGAGGAAGAGGACACAGCUGGAGUGACAGCUGCUGCAGAUGAGUUGGUACAAGAAGAGACAGACGCACCAUUACCUUCACCGCCCACCGACUCAGCUGUACUUCCACCUGUCGAAGAAGAGGCAACACCUUCAGCUGAGGAGCAACAGAGUGAGGACAUGGCAACCCAGCUUUCUGAUCUCCGUAGAAUGACAGUGGUUUUAGUGGACCUGCAAAAAGCCCAUCACGACGUCCAGGAUGAAGCAGCAGCUACAGAGGAGGGUCUUCCUGUACGAAAGACUGCUGCUGAGGCAGAAGAGGAAGCAGCCAACCAUCAUGAUGCUCAGGAGGAUGGGCAGGUCGACUGUACUGAGACAGUUGCCGAUGAAGACACAGAGGCUUCAUUUGAACAACAUGAUCAUGAGGUAAAGACCUCUGUUGUUGCAGAGGAAGCGGUCGCAAAGCAAGAUAUAGUGGAAGGAGAACAGUCAACCUCCACAUCUGAAAUGGCGGAAGGUGCACAGGAGACGAUGUUGACAGCAAAGGACGAGCAGGCAAAUGAUGCGUCUGAGGAGGAAGCACCAGUUGUUGAACGAGUUCGAAGUAGCGGUGAAAAGGCCCUGAGAGCCACCACAAAGAAACCGGAUGAUAAGCAAGAGGAAGAGGCACCGGGAGAGAAAAUCACAGAAGAAGUUGAACCAUCAUUGGAAAUUAGAGUUCUCAGGAAGGGAAGAAAGCCUGCUGAGGCCGCACCUAGACGUCCAUCCAAAAUAGCUCGCACACAGUAUCAGACUGAGGAAGCAGGAGAAGAAGAAGCAACUCCUGCUGAAGAGAUUGAAGGCGAGGAAGAAGAGGCAGGGCCGGAAUCACCUGAGGAGAAAGGGAUAGAGGUAGAAGAAAUGAAGAAAGAGGAAAAAGCUCAUAAUGCGGCUGGGGAAGAAUGUACCGUGGGACACGCAGAGCAGACGAAGGAUGCCUCGACAGCGGAAGCAGGAGUGCUUGAAGAGGAGGAUAACAGUGUGGAAGCUGUGUAUGGGAUUGGUACUAACACAUUCCUACCUACAUCAGUUGAGGUAGAAGAGAUUAACACAGCUGUGGAGGAGGAAACCACAGUUGUUGAACAACCUACUGCAGCUGCAGAAGUGGGAUCGGACGCUGCCAUCGCUGAAGAGGAGGCUCUAGUUGAAAACGCAUUAGUGGUGGCAGAGGAAGACACUCCAGCUGCAACGAAAAGAGCAUUUAGGAGCAAACAAAAAGCGUCACCUGCCACACCAUCACCAAGAUCCAGAAGACAGAAAGUCGAUUCUCCUCGAAGGUCUGUACGAAAAAGGACAAAAGUGGAUUACAGGGAAAACAACGUGGGUGAGCGUGACGAGACUGAGGCCAACACUGACAAAGAGAAAGAGGUUCCAGUAGCAUCAGAUGAGGACCAAGGGGCCAAUAAAUCUGAAUGUUCUUCAAAUGCAGAUGAAGUGGGAGAGGCAGCAGGUUCAAGCCAAGAGGACGAGGAAUUCGAGCAGAAUACGUCAGAGGAAGAGGAGGAACCUAUAGUGAUUGGGAAGAGAGUUUUAAGAGGGAGGUCAGUUCCUUCAGUGAUCAUAACACCGCAGUCUAAAUCCAGAUGCCGCAGCUCUAAAGUAUCGAGUGAAGAAAAGAGCCCUCGAUCAGCUCAGAAGAGAAAAAGUACUGAGGUGACACGCAAGUCUAAGCGCCUCAGCCGAGUUUAGGAUGUUCAGAAUAAGAUCAUUGACAAUGACACAGAAGUGCAUGUGUGUGCACUUAACUGGGAAAAUGCAAACAAAAAUGAAAUUAUAUAUACAAAUCUAUAUUUUCGUAAUAAAUGUUUUAAUGCAAGCUUCUGUAGUGUAUAGGCUCACUGAGUGCUGCGCCCGGUGGAAUCCAAGGGCUACCCGUGACCACAGUGGCCGAAGGUUAAAUGGUAAAUGGACCUGUUCUUGUAAAGUGCUUUUCUAGUCUUCCGACCACUCAAAGCGCUUUGAGUACAUGUCGUCAUUCACCCAUUCAGACCCAUUCAUACAUGAUGGGAGGAGCUACCAUGCAGGCAAAUCUAACCGCCGAUCCUUUGAAGGACGACCCUGCUCUACCACUGAGACACAGUCACCCCUUUAUGGGCUUGCUUCAGGGCCACUAUUAUCUUUCCUCUCUGCCCUCUUGAUCUGACCUGGGGACAGUGUCUCACAACUACUUCCACCAGCAUUUCGCAGUUUUUUUUUUUACAAACAAAAACCUAUUAUGACAUACUGUGUCAGAUUUGAAAAGUGUUUUUGCCUUUUCCCCAGUUUGUAUGUGAACAUUAAUUAUAUUUUUGCUGUUAAAACACCCAAGUCUGAUUAAAAAGAACUGGGUUUGUUGAUGUCUGCAUACAAAUCAACAAACUUGCGGGGACCACGUUAUUUUAAAGUGGGGAAUUUCUAUUUUUAUACUGUAACAAUGUGACUGUCCAGUUUGCAUCGUGCGAAGCAACAUGUCUCUCAAAUAUAGAUUUUGGUAGAUUUUUUACUCUGUAACAUAUAGCUUGUUUAUGUACUUUAAAUAAAUAAUAAAUACCAAAACAUGUUCUUCUUUUAUCAGCAGAACUCUUGUUGAUCUUAAUAUUAUAAUGUUCCCUUUUUUUUACAAAGAUUCUUAACAUGUAGGUCCAUCUCAUCGCCUCUCGUGUGACACUUUUCUCUAACUUUGAACUUGAGCGGUCGACCCUGAGAGGACGGUUGACUCAAGCUGGCGCAUAGUCAAUGCCAAUAUCAUGUUUGUUGUUUUUUUUUUUUUUUGAACUCACUUUUUUUAUUUAGUUUUCAACAACAAACAA